AGGCCAGGGGCGGGAGAAGAAGCUUAUUUUCAAGUUCAGUCGAAGAACACCCCUUGAGCUUGAACGCAGUUCCGUGAUGAUGCGCCCAGAGUCGGGCUGCCCCGCCCCGCAGGCCGACACUGCCCCCUGCGGUGACUCACGAGGGGAUGUUUAAAUGACAGGGAGGACCCAGAAGUCCCUCACUCAUGCUGCAGCCUUGAGCCCGCCGGGUCCUCCUCCUCUCCUCACCGGCUCCCUCUUGUUGACCCGGCAGCCGCGUGGAGCUGCUGGCCAUGCCACUGAAACAUUAUCUCCUUCUGCUGGUGGGCUGCCAGGCCUGGGCUGCGGGCUGGGCCUACUAUGGCUGCCCUAGCGAGUGUACCUGUUCCCGGGCCUCCCAGGUUGAGUGCACAGGGGCUCGAAUUGUAGCAGUGCCGACCCCUCUGCCCUGGAACGCUAUGAGCCUGCAGAUCCUCAACACGCACAUCACCGAAAUCCCGGAGUCCCCGUUCAUCAACAUCUCAGCCCUCAUCGCCCUGAGGAUGGAGAAGAACGAACUGUCCAACAUCAUGCCAGGCGCCUUCCGCAACCUGGGCUCGCUGCGAUACCUCAGCCUUGCCAACAACAAAAUACGGAUACUGCCUCCUGGUCUCUUCCAUGGCCUGGACAAUCUGGAAUCCCUCCUUCUGUCCAAUAACCAACUGGCUCAGAUCCAGCCAGCCCUGUUUUACCACUUUAGUAAUCUUAAGGAACUCCAGUUGCAUGGCAACAAUCUGGAAUCUAUCCCCGAAGGUACCUUUGACCACCUGGUGGGACUCACCAAGCUCAACCUGGCCAAGAACGGCUUCAGAGAUCUCUCACCUCGGGUCUUCCAGCAUCUCGGGAACCUCCAGGUGCUCCGGCUAUACGAGAACAGGCUUACGGACAUCCCCAUGGGCACUUUUGAUGCCCUUGGCAACCUCCAGGAGCUGGCCCUCUAGGAGAACCAGAUUGACACACUCUCCCCUGGCCUGUUCCACAACAACCGCAACCUCCAGAGACUGUACCUGUCUAACAACCGCAUCUCGAUGCUGCCUCAUGGCAUCUUCAUGCAGCUGCCCCAGCUUAACAAGCUCACACUCUUCGGCAAUUCCCUGAAGGAGCUCUCCCCGGGGAUCUUCGGGCCUAUGCCCAACCUGCAGGAGCUUUGGCUCUACAACAACCACAUCACCUCUCUCCCUGACAACACCUUCAUCAACCUGCCCCAGUUGCAGGUUCUGAUUCUUAGUCACAACCAGCUCAACUCCAUCUCCCCGGGAGCCUUCAACGGCUUGACGAAUCUGCGAGAGCUGUCCCUCCAUACCAACGCUCUACAGGACCUGGAUGGAAAUGUCUUCCGGGCGCUGGCCAACCUGCAGAACAUCUCCCUCCAAAACAACCGCCUCCGACAGCUCCCCGGCAGCAUCUUCGCCAACGUCAACGGCCUCACGACCAUCCAGCUCCAGAACAACAAUCUAGAGAACUUACCCUUGGGUGUCUUUGAUCACUUGGUGAACCUGUGUGAGCUUCGUCUCUAUGACAACCCCUGGAGAUGCGACUCAGAUAUCCUCCCACUUCAUAACUGGCUCCUGCUCAACAGAGCCAGGCUGGGGACACACACUCUUCCUGUGUGUUCCAGCCCAGCCAACGUCCGAGGCCAGUCUCUUGUCAUCAUCAAUAUCAAUGUCCCUGCGCCCAGUGUCCAGGGUCCUGAAGUAUCUAGUUCUAGCUACCCGGAAGUGCCACGUUUUGCAGACUCUGAUCUGUCAGGGUCAUCCAGCUAUCCCGACAGCACCUCCAUUUCCUCUACCACAGAGAUCAUCACACCCGUAGAAGACUACACCGAUCUGACUACCAUUGAAGCCACCGAUGACCGUAACACGUGGGGCAUGACCGACGCCCAGACGGGGCUGGCCAUCGCCGCCAUUGUGAUCGGCGUCAUUGCUCUGGCCUGUUCCCUAGCUGCUUGCAUCUGCUGCUGCUGCUGCAAGAGGAGGAGCCAGGCGGUCCUGAUGCAGAUGAAGGCUCCCAAUGAGUGCUAGGGAAGCAGGCUCUAACAGGGCUGGGGAAGAGUGAAACCAGAGGACCAGAGAACGGCAUCAUUCAGCUUCCAAACCUGGGCCCACACAGACAAGCUCUGACGGCCCAGGGGUAAAUUGCCCCUGUUUUGUCCUGACUCUUUUGUAGAGAAACAGGCAUUUCAAGACCUCCUACUCCCAGAGAAAUCUAAUUGGUCAUAAACAAACAAACAAACAAACAACCCCAGACCGUUCGUUCUAGGUCAAUGCCUCGGCAUCCAUCAGAGGGACCCUCCGCCAAAUCCUCACUCCUUCCAAGAACAAGCUUCCUUGCACCCAGCCCCUCCCAACCUCUGCAGACUUAAUGAUGACAAGACCUGCUCACAAUAUGAGAUAGUUCUCUGCCGGGACAGCCCGUGCCUCAAAGUAUUAUAUAAGGUGAUUUUUUUUCUCUUGCUUCUCUUUUUGCGCCGUGGCUUGACUCUGUCCCCUCCAGUGAGAGGUCUCCCUGUGUUUUUCUGCUGCCAAAGGCAGACUUAAGUUCUCUCCGUGAGAAAGUUUGGAUCUUUUAGCUCACUUCGCUGGCUUGGAGGGCACUCUGCAAGACAGAAAGACACCUCUGCUGUCUGUUCUCAGGCAAAGUUGUCAUCAGUACCUCUGACAAGUUCAGCCUUUCAGAGAAGAACGUUUAAAGCUGCAAGCUCUCCUUCGAAGAUCUUAGCCCUUUGUGAUAUAAAAUUACGCAGUUGCUAAAUUCUCAAAACAUGAAAACCAGCUCAUUGAUAAUGGCUGAAGAACACAAGCCUGGGGUUCUUGUCCUCACCCCUACACUUUCCCUUUCUCGGGAGGGAAGUCGGGGCUGUACUGAAGGAUCACAUACAUACAGAAAAGUGGGAGUGUGCUAGAGUACAUCCCGUGAAGUCUCACAAUCCGAAUAGAUAUCUUUGUGACCAGCAUGAUACCAAGAAAUGGUAUCACAGUGUCUCCACUCCAAGCUUGUUCUGAAGGACUUCUGGAGCUGCUGUGGACUUUCUGGCUUUCCACAGGCUAGGGAGGGAUCCUCACCAUCUUUCCUACCCCUCCGUGGCCCAGCUGUCAGGAGUGAAAGAGAUGGAGGUACAGUCAGAACAAGAGGCAACCAAGCUGGCCAGACCAGAAGCAUCCGAACUACAGUAGCCUGUGCAAGCAUGCAUCCUCCCUGCCAACAAACCCUGUGCUGCUCAUCAGUGCCCCUCUAUUCAUCCUUUUAUGGGUAUUAUAUGCCCAUAUCUGUUUCCAAUUUUUGUUCUCCAUUUGGGGGAAGAAAAAAUAGCUCCGAGAUGAGAUCUUCCAAUUGAAUAACCAAGUGUAAUGGAAACCAGGAAUCCUUCUGCACUGUGGUCAAAUUCUUCAUCCACAUGAGUCAGCUGGUAGCUAGACUACAGGGUAUUCACAGGCAACAGAUAGCAGGGCAUGCUGGGAGGUCACAUGAGGGUGUGGGCUGGCUCUGCAGAACCUUCUGUCUAGGUUCUGGUUAUGAGCUGAAUGGUUUAGUUUAGAGUUUUCUCUUUGAGUGACAGUCACACUGCAUCUGCCCUGGCUGUGUUUCUUGCCACACAUGUGUCUAUUUCCACACUUUAAACAGUUACGAGCAAGGUGGCAAAGCUCUCUCAGGACAAAUGAUACACCUGUGCAGAAGCAAAGGCAUCGAAAUGACCGAACACAGUGGCGCACACCUUUAAUCCCAACACUCGGGAGACAGAGGCAGGCAGAUCUCUGAGUUCGAGGCCAGCCUGGUCUACAGAGUGAAUUCCAGAACAGCCAGGGCUAUGUAGAAAGACCCUCCCUCAAAAACCAAACAAACAGUGAAACAGAGAAUGUCAGUUUUUCCUAUCAAAGAGAGGAGGACGUCAGCUGACCACAGGGAUCUGGUAAUGUAUCUCCAACCUGCAGUGGUGCUUACAGGGCAAAUGAGAAGUCCCUUUGAGUCUUGGCAACAGAGAGCUUCCAGGAUAUCCAGGCCUCCCCUCCAGUUCCCCUAACAGAAUAGUCCAGAAGGAAUGCGUGUGAGAACCUGCACACCCUGCCCCAGGGAAUCUGAUGUCAGUCAAAAGCUGUCAUCUCCCCAAGGCCAACCCAAAGUGUUUGCAAAGUAUCUAUAGCAUCUGGUACACAUGGACCAAGGCUGUCCCCAACUCCAGAGUGAGUGUGAGCACGGUUCUGCUGACUGUGACCCGCUGGUGGGCCUUGAGGUGAAGAGAGGGAGCUGGGCCUGCUUUAUGACACAUGGAAGCUGGGCAUAGUACUGUGUUCUCCAGAACAACCAUUUGAUGCUCCUUGUGAGCUAUGUCCAGCCUGAGUGGGCUAGGGGUGAAGAGAGGUGGAAUCCACAGCAUCCAGUGUCCCCUGCCAGUUUUAACCUGGAACCACUGGCCACUUCUGACAUUGGCCGUGACAGUGAUAUAUCUGGCUGGCCCAAAGGCUGGGCUGGAGGCAGUUAGCUGUCUUCUAACGGCCUGCCUGGGAGCUCACAGGUAGUGAGUGAGGAGUACAGCUGCUGGUGACGUGGGAGCCUUUUCCUUUCCCCCCGCUACAGUGUCCAGAUAGAGUCAUCAGACCUGCUCCUUACUGAUGGGCCUUUCGGUUUUUCUCCAUCUUCUGGUCAGAGAGGGAGAUGCUGGGAACACUGGGUGGAGGGCCCUUUCCAAUAGGAUAAUGCAUCUUGCUCAAUUCUUGGGGCUGGAAUGAGCUCUGUGGUCCCUAGACGUCUGUGGUAUGGUGCGGAGUUCAGCUCACUUGCCCUCUGUGCUCACUGGUUUCUGGACUACCGUCACCAGCAUUUCUGUGGGGAGGGGAGGGAAGUCGGGGCUGUAAGAAAGCCAAUAGGGGCCAGCUAGAGCCACUGCGCUAACGGAUGUUGGGGCCUGGGUGCCCUUCAAGGCUCUCAACGUGCAUUCUCCUUCGAACCCUCUUGACUCCUGGUGAAAUUUAUCCCACCUGUAUCCUUUUGUGUUGGGGCCUUUUCUUCGCAGUGCCCAACAGACAAACUCCGUACAAAGCCUCAUGGGCUGUCUAGGGCUUUCAUCAGGAGACCAAAGGAAACAGGCUGUACACAUACAGCUGGGUUCUUGGAGUUUCUCACUGGCAGCCACACAGUUCAAUGGGCAUCCAGGUGGAACUGCAGAAUCCACUUCCAGCCUUGGGAAAGACAUAGAAAAGUAAGCCAAUAACCUGAGUCAGGAAGCAGGCCUUGUGUGUAUCCUAGACUUAGCUCCAAGCUACUCUAAGGUUCAGCCCCAGACCCCAUGGUCAGAACCAGAUCUGGCCAUUGAAUGAUGAUGAUCUGAAGGAAGCCACCAGUGUGGUUCAGACAGAGAGGGCAGCAGGAAGCUUCUGGGUGAAGCACCACCCAGUCCCAGGGCCCUUCCCCUAAGCAAAGAGUGAGUGUUCUUGCCUCCCACUGCCUUUGCUCUGCGUUCUAGAGCAGUCACGCUUGCUUUAUUAGACGAUCUUUGCAAAUAGUGCCAGAUGCUUGGAAUUGCGUUUAGAGAUUUCUAGGCCCCUGGUGUUUUAUAGAAUGUGAGUCCUGGUGGGCAGGGUUGGGGGUCUGUCCUUUGCUAGAUGCCGCUUGUGAUAGAUUUGGCGUACAGAAUCAACAAUAAACAUAUA
This is a messenger RNA of Peromyscus californicus insignis, 5663 nucleotides long. It is a transcript of the gene Lrrc15, whose product is annotated as leucine rich repeat containing 15. Gene Ontology annotation, cellular component: plasma membrane. Gene Ontology annotation, molecular function: protein binding. The transcript has 2 exons. Lineage: Eukaryota; Metazoa; Chordata; Mammalia; Rodentia; Cricetidae. The record is from RefSeq and is a predicted model, not a curated record.